Molecule: messenger RNA, 1194 nt
Organism: Cladophialophora yegresii CBS 114405
Lineage: Eukaryota; Fungi; Ascomycota; Eurotiomycetes; Chaetothyriales; Herpotrichiellaceae
Exons: 1
Coding region: 1-1194 (397 amino acids)
Biological process (GO): positive regulation of transcription from RNA polymerase II promoter by glucose
Cellular component (GO): nucleus
Molecular function (GO): sequence-specific DNA binding
Source: RefSeq, a predicted model, not a curated record
AUGGCCCCUACCACUGUUUCGGCUCUCGGUAUGGCCCUCCACGGCAAGUCCGCAUCCGUCGACAUUCCAAAGCCUCGCGACGCCGUCAAGGCCAGGGACAACUUCACUGCUGUACCGGCCAAAACGUCCUCCAAAAAGCGGCCUGGCAUGUUGCCAACGCCUCCGAACUCCAUCUCUCCAAAUCUGCCCCCUCGUGGUCACCGACGUCGGGACAGUAGCAAUCAUGGGCCUGUGUCUCCCAAAAGCGCGGCCGUUGACUCCGACAUCGACUUGCAAGAUGCGCCCGACAAGUCGCAGACCACUACGUUGAGCGCGGAGGCUCUCGAUGGUCUAGGUGACUUGGACUCGGCUGGAGCUAUCACCCCCGGCAUGCUGGCUCAACACCACCUGCCGGACAUCCUGUUGUCUCACGGUCCGUUGGCAAUCAGGCACAUUAUGGGCUACCUGACGACCUCGGUGCCUGGCUUCUCCCGCAUCACUUCUGCCAAAGCAAGGCGCUCCGUAGUCGCUGCGCUUGAAGGCAAAGGUGGCGAGGGUGCUGGCCGUGAUGGCGAUGUCGUCUUCGAAAAGGUCGGCUGGGGACGAUGGGACGCUCGAUUAAAGGGUCAGUCCGCGCGCGAACGCCGGGGCUCCAACAUUACGCCACCUGGCAGUCUACCGUCUUCCUACUCUCAGGCCGGUCUUCACGUGCCUACUCAACGAUCCUGGCGCACGGGUUCCGAGAAUCUGGGGACCAGUUAUACCGGCAAUUCCGCGGUCUUCUCUCAUUCUGAAAUGGACUAUGAGGACCAGGACAUGCUGGAGCACGAGGCCGAUAAGAUGUCCCUAGACGGUGAUGAGGAUGGCUAUGUCUCUUCGGUCGCUCCCGAACCUCUGGAUGAGGAUCUCGGUGAUGGUGACGUUACUGACGAGGAAGACUGGGCUAGUAUUGGAGCUGCGGCGCUUCGAGCUAGGUCUCUUCCUAAAUCAGGCAGAUCUGUGUCUGGUCCCGGUCGGCUCUAUCAGCCCAUCGCGACUUACUCUUACCGGCCAAGAUACCGAUCCAAGACUCCGGCAGACGUGGCUCGGAGUGCCCCGGUGAAACAACUGCCUCUCACCAACUCUACUCCUUUCGCAUUUUCCACCAGCGCUGGCGUUAAUGACUCCCAGGAACGAGCUGCCAUCGAAGCUCUCCUGAGUCUGGGAUCCAUGUAA